AUGAGUGGCUACGGGCCUGGCGGGGGCCAGAUGUACACGAAACCUGUACCACCACAGAGGGGCAGCUUCCCACUUGAUCACGAUGGCGAGUGCAAGCAUGUCAUGACAAAAUAUCUGGCAUGUAUCAAGAAAGUCAAGGGCGUCAACGAGAACCACUGUCGGGAGCUUGCCAAGGCAUAUCUGUCCUGUCGCAUGGACCGGGACCUGAUGGCGAAAGAUGACUUCAAGAACCUUGGGUUUCAAAAUGUUGCACAGGAUUCUGGUCCAAGCAAGUCAGCCACUGGAAGCGACGCUCAAGGCAAAGGAGCAUAG
Diaporthe amygdali is the source of this 312-nucleotide messenger RNA. Its product is annotated as cytochrome c oxidase assembly protein COX19. NCBI's taxonomy places the organism in Eukaryota, Fungi, Ascomycota, Sordariomycetes, Diaporthales, Diaporthaceae. The transcript is spliced from 4 exons. The record is from RefSeq and is a predicted model, not a curated record. Gene Ontology annotation, biological process: mitochondrial respiratory chain complex IV assembly. Gene Ontology annotation, cellular component: mitochondrial intermembrane space. The coding region runs from base 1 to 312 and encodes 103 amino acids.